Odontomachus brunneus is the source of this 575-nucleotide messenger RNA. RefSeq lists its product as uncharacterized. The transcript has 3 exons. Bases 235 to 564 code for a protein of 109 amino acids. Lineage: Eukaryota; Metazoa; Arthropoda; Insecta; Hymenoptera; Formicidae. The record is from RefSeq and is a predicted model, not a curated record.
CUUCGUUUGACCUUAACAUUGACAUAUCUUGCUCAAGGAGAAAGCAUGCGGACAAAACAUCUGGAAUUCAGAAUUGGUAAAUCUACAGUCUGCAAAAUAGUGCCAAAAGUUUGUUGUGCUAUAUGGCAUGCUCUGCAACCUAUUGUGCUUCCCACACAAAAUGCUGAGGACUGGAAAAAAAAAGUGAAGAAUAUAUGCUAAAGUGGCAAUUUCCUAACUGUAUUGGCGCUCUUGAUGGUAGACAUAUGGAAAUUGAGAAGCCUCCAUGUUCUGGAUCACAAUAUUACAACUAUAAGAAAUUCUUUAGUAUUGUGUUGUUGGCGCUCUAUGAUUCAAAUUACAAAUUUACAUGGGUGGAUAUUGGACAGUUUGGUUCUAUCAGUGACGGUGGUGUGUGGAGAAACUCAGAAUUGGCUGCAGAUCUUGCUUCUGGUGACGCCGACCUUCCACCACCAAAACCUCUGCCAGGAAGAGAUGUUCCCUUCCCGUAUGUCAUUGUGGCUGAUGAAGCCUUUCCUCUUAGCAUAUAUAUUAUGCGCCCUUAUGCAAAACGAAAUGGAUUAACAAAUGAGCAA